Molecule: messenger RNA, 5871 nt
Organism: Mercenaria mercenaria
Lineage: Eukaryota; Metazoa; Mollusca; Bivalvia; Venerida; Veneridae
Product: sialoadhesin-like
Exons: 14
Coding region: 85-3507 (1140 amino acids)
Biological process (GO): cell-cell adhesion
Cellular component (GO): cell-cell junction
Molecular function (GO): cell adhesion molecule binding
Source: RefSeq, a predicted model, not a curated record
UUUAAAAAGUAGGUUAUUUCCUUUCAAAAUAAACAUUUAAAGUAUAUAUUCGCUGACGGACCAGGAAGUUAUCAUUUAAAAUGUAUGAUAGGAUGCAAUGCGAGGAUAAUGUUUUAUAAGAUGUUUUUUAGAUUGUGUGUUAUUCUGUACUUUGGAAUGCAAUAUUCAACUUCUGCUGUGGUCAUUUAUGCCAAUGAGAGAAGUAAUAUAACAUUAUCAUGUAGUUCCAGUAGGAAUUACCCGAGUUGGACUGGACCAGAAGGACUUUACAAUUACGCAAAUACUGCAAAUAUUUCAAACUUUAAUCCUGCUCUCGGUGAGAAAUUGAACCGACUGUCAUGGGGUCAAAAUAAAAUGGAUCUUGUGAUAAGCAAUGUUGUGAGGAAUGACAGAGGACAAUACUCAUGUUAUGCUUCAGCAAUGAAUCUUACUGUGAGAGUUCCACCAUCUGCACCAACAGUGCUGGAGACCGAGUACAAAGACGAUGUAGGUUUAAUUGUUAGGGGCUCUGAGGGUGUUGCCUUGACACUUACCUGUCGUUCAUCCGGUGGCUUUCCAGCCUCAGAUAUGGUUUGGAUGAAAGGAAGUACACACUUGCAGACCAGUAAGAACGAAACAUACAUAAAUUCAAGUGAAACAUAUAACAUUAUUGGAAGUCAUACAUUCAUGCCUUCAUCAUCAGAUGACGGAGUCCAGUUUAUAUGUAAGACAUUAUUUGAAAUAGGUCCAGACAAUGCACAACAGACGGAAGUUACCCUGUUUUUGAGUUUAAAGCCCAGCAAACCAAAAGUCACUCAGACAUCAUCUGUAUCAAUCGGAGGCACUGUAGAGGUCAGGUGUACAACAACGGGUUGUAGACCUGCUGCAAAUAUUUCUUGGUCUUACCAAGGGUCAACAGCAACAGGUGAAGUGACUGCUACACUUGAUGCUACUACAGAAACGUAUACAGUUGUGUCAUUAUUUAGACGACGGGUGACUGCUGCAGACAAUGGGCGUACUGUACAAUGUAUAGUUACACAUCAAACCCUGAUCAGUCCGUCAGAGAAAACUGCAUCAGUUAACCUUAAUAUUCACUUCGGACCCUCUACAACACGUAUUACUGGUAACAAAGAAAUAAUUGCUACAGGGCAAACAUCAUUAACAUUGACGUGUACCACAGGUUCCUCUAAUCCAGCCUCUGAUAUCACAUGGAAAAAUGGUUCUGAAACAUUAUCUAGUAGUCGUCCAUACUCGGAAACUACUGGAGACAAUAAUGGAUUUGUAAUAUCACAGCAACUGAUAUUGUACCCAACACGGUAUAUGGACGGUGAUGUUAUUGUAUGUUCAGUGUCAAAUACAGUGUCACAAUCUGAUGUUGUGGAUACCAUUACACUCAAUUUGAAAUAUUCUCCACUCGUUACAAUCCAAGGACAGGAACAGAAUACACUAACAGAAGGCGAAAGUAAACAACUAUUUUGUAAAGUAGACAGUAAACCACCAGCUACUAUAAAAUGGUACUAUGGCAGCACUUUAAUAUCUCAAGGAACACCUAUCAGCAAUGUACUCAAUUACAGUUUAACACCAAUCAACAGAACACACUAUGGAAAUUAUAUCUGUAGGGCAGACAAUGGAAUAGGCUCGGAACAUCAGGAGCAAAUCUCUAUUACUGUUAGAUUUAAACCUCUUACAACAACAAUAACAGGAAACAGCAAUGUUAUUGCUAAUGGAAAAAAUACAUUGCCACUACUGUGUAUAUCUGGAAGUUCAAACCCGGUAUCUGACAUAACAUGGAGAAUAAACAGUGUCAUCAGACCAAGUAACGGAAGUCUGUCUGACCAGAGUGGGGAAUAUGGCGGUAUGAAACGUCGGCGGAGACUUACAUUGACCCCAACACGUGACAAUCAUGGUGACAGUAUUUCAUGUGAAGCUUACAAUAGUAUAGGGACAUCUGAAAUAAAUACAGUGACACUGGAUCUAAGAUAUCGUCCAUUAAUCCAACCAAUGGCAGAAAUUAUCGCUGUGGAAGGAAACACUACUGGUCUCACGUGUAUUGCUUCUAGUAAACCUGCAUCUACAUUCAAAUGGUACCGAGAAGGACAUAGUGGAAUUCUCCAUCAAGGAACUGGAACACUUGCCAGUAACAAAUUGACAUACACAAUAAGAUACGUACGGAGAACAGAUGCUGCAAUAUACAGAUGUAAUGCUAACAAUGGUAUUGAAACGGCAGAUAAUAAAAACGUUCUUCUUUCUGUAUAUUAUCCACCAGAUGUCACAGCAACAACAACAAAUACCACAGUUAAGGCUAAAACUGUCGUGAUAAUGUGUAAUGCUAGAGGGGUACCGAACAGUAACUACAGGUAUGGUAAAUGGACACAGACCUGGCCUGGAUAUAAUUUUCCAGUCUCAGAGAAACCCGGAAGUGAGAAACUUGUAUUGACAGACGUCACAUAUGAGCACUCUGGUGUUUAUACGUGUUCUGCGAGUAAUGGAAUUAAAGUUUUUGGUACAAACAAGGAAUUCAUGGAAGGAUCGGUACAAUUAAUAUUGCAAUCGUUCCCGAUAUUUACUAACGUUAGUAAGAAAAUUCCAGCCGAAUUAAACGGAAAUACGACUGUAGAAGCUCAUUAUUACUCAAAUAUAGCAGGCUCUAGUGUGAAAAUCUACAGAAAUAGAAAUGGUGCCCGCCAAGAAGGAGUUAUCUAUACUGUAUCAGAGACUCGUGUAGAAAUAAACCUGCCGGUGUUUAAACAUAUCAUCAAAACUGGUGGAACUAGAGCUAGAAUCUUCAUUCAGAUACUUUCAAUGGACGACCUAGGACUUUAUGAUGUUGUUGUGUCAAAUGAAAUAGACUCUGAUACACGAUCAUUUGAAAUAGUUCUGAAAGGUCCUCCAAGCAAGCCGUCUGAUGUCAGAGUAGACAUGAUACAGUAUGAUAAAGCCCGUUUGUCCUGGAUACGGGGAUACCAUGGAGGAUUUGCACAAACAUUUGUCAUACAGCUUAGUACUGACCUAAGUAACUGGAGAAAUGUCACUGUUUACGGCGGAAAUGAUGAGAGUAGCGAACCAGUUUCUCAUGUUUUGUCAGGUCUUCAUGAUUCAACAACAUAUUAUGUGCGAAUGUAUGCCUUUAACAAAGAGGAAAAUAGCUCUCUUACAGAGAACCUAAAUUACACUACGCCUCCAAUCAAAGAAAAAGAAUGUGGUCAUACAGGGGACAGUUCUGUCCUAAUUGUGGGACUAGUUUUAGGACUAGUUAUAGUUGUCGUCGUCACAUAUGCAAUCUACAUCACAGUUCAACAGAGAAGAAAACAAGUAUUUAUUCAGAAGGAAGACAUCUCCGAGCAAGCCAACAAACAAAUGUAUGUAAAUCUGGCUGUAUCGCCUGAAGGUGGAGCAAAUAUAAAGAAGAAGAAAGAGCGAGAAAACAACACACUCAAGGACGACGCACCCUCUGAAAACCAAUACACUGAACUAAAUAAACAGCUGAGAGAUCAAGAGUCGGCAUAUGAAGCCAUAUCGUCAAUGUGAACUCAAGAAGCAUAAACGGCUGAUUACAUGCGGCGAUACUUUUACACAAGAAGACGUGUAUCAUAUUGUACGUCUUCUUUCUGUUGGAAAUCAAAGGACAACGUAUUCCACAGUUUGUUUGUUUAUUUUGAUUGGUUUUAAAGACAAAGAACGAAAAACCAACAUAAACCCAAAGGAAUAAUGCAUCUUUUCCACUCGUAAUGUGUUAAAGCAAUGACUUUCUUGGGUGACUGCAUUAUGACAUCUGCUUCUAUAAUUGAGGCCUGCGGCUCAGAUACAUUAAGUCAAAUGUUUAGUCUAAGAAUGAGCCCGUAUGAACAAUCGUGGAACAAUAAAUACCGUUCGAAUAAAUAUCAAAUUGCAGUAGCUCAACAGAGGGUGUUGACCUGAUACGUUAUGGUACGGAUGGACUUAUGAAAUGAGGUGAAUUCAUGUGCUGACAUUUAAUAAAUUAUGCUAGGUACCCUUAAUUGUGCAUAUAGUAUAUCUUUUACCCGUAACUUGGCAUACCCGGUAUACUAUCUACCGUGUAUCCUUGAAUUCACACAUAUCAUACCAUGUGCCCUUAACUGUGACAAAUGAAGGCUGUUAUAUAUCUAAUUUUAAUUUCGGCAAGAUUGUUCUAUUUGGAAAUUACAGUAUGUAACUAGUUACACAGUCCUUUAGUUUGGUUACUAGGGGCUUGUCUUCAAUCUCGCUUUCGAAGAAGACAAGCUUUUGCUGGUACAUGUAUAUCACACAAUAAUGUUUAAAUUAGUAGUAGCUACGUUUGUAGCAGUGUGUAUAUAAUGUAUAUAAUUGAUCUGUGAUGUCGAUUCUCCGUUUAGCUCAGUUGGUAGAGCAUCUGACUUGCAAGCAGAAGGUCGCAGGUUGGAGUCCUGUAUCUGGCUGCACAUUUUUCCGCUCCUAUUACAUUGGUGCCGUGAGUGUGGUGACUAGCCUUGGAAUCCUAGAGCUAGGGUAAAGCAAUGGCUGGGUUAGUCAAAAGAAUUCUAUUUGGAAAUUACAGUAUGUAACUAGUUACACAGUCCUUUAGUUUGGUUACUAGGGGCUUGUCUUCAAUCUCGCUUUCGAAGAAGACAAGCUUUUGCUGGUACAUGUAUAUCACACAAUAAUGUUUAAAUUAGUAGUAGCUACGUUUGUAGCAGUGUGUAUAUAAUGUAUAUAAUUGAUUUGUGAUGUCGAUUGUCCGAUUAGCUCAGUUGGUAGAGCAUCUGACUUGCAAGCAGAAGGUCGCAGGUUGGAGUCCUGUAUCUGGCUGCACAUUUUUCCGCUCCUAUUACACGUUAAUUAGUGUUUCCGUAAAUUAAGUGUCGGUUUCCGAAACUAAAUAACGAUACUGUAUAACUAUUGUAAACCAAUAAAUUAAUAUCUUUAUGUCGCAUAUGCAGAUUUAGCUGUGCGGAGAAAGCGUUCAGGUACAAAUCUCGGGGUUGUGGGAUCGAGUCCUCUGAUUUUGUAUAAAUUUUUUUACUUCAUCUAUAAACUUAACCGACGGGAGACUUGUCACACUUGUCAUUAUUUAUCGUUCAUUUAUUGAAAGAAAUACUCUACCAUUCAAUAUUCCUCUACGUACAUGUCAGUAAACUGUAUUAUAAAAUGUCGACUUAAAUCUUCAGGGCUGGACAAGUGUUCUGUCAGUCAACGGACUUUUCAAGGAAUUGGUGUCAGUUCACGAGAAAAAUGAGAUGUUUCAUAAAAAAAUUUAGAAUGAAAGUAAUAUUGAUACAAUUAUAUUACAUUGAAGUAAAAAGUAUGGUUUGAAGAGAAUUCAAACCCAUGGUAACAUGCAUAGAAGUCUGAGAGCUUACCACCACACCACCAUGCCACUGAUAAACUAUAUCGAUUAUUUUAAUAAAUUGAGAUAUUUUACGGACACAGAUAUCGCGAAAAAUAACGAAAAACGCACGAAAAUAUUGGCGGAGAUUAAUGAGUGCCAGGUCAAUACUUACGGACAAUACCUUAACAUUUGCAUUGUAAAAUAUAGGUAAACAGUGGACAAUGUUUAAUGCACUUCCUAUUCAAAUUAUUGUUAUCAUUGCAUAUAAAAUAGAAAUCUCAAGUUUUAAUGCAUGCAGUUACUUUGACGAAAAGUGUAUACCUUAUUAUUCGUCACCAUGUUAGAAUAUUUAAAUGAUGGGUGUACUCCCUUAUGCUGUAAUUAAUGGUUUAAUAUGUAUAUUUGUGAUACAUGUUUUAUGUUUGAAGAAUUGAUGAGUAACUGAAGUAUAAAAUGUUAAAUAUCCAUGUAUAAUCUUUACAUAAUAUUUAGUUGUUUACAUGUAAAUUUACUGAUUUAUGUCUACCUGUUUGUAUAUAUGUUAUGCUCUUCAAGAAUGGAGGAAAUAAAAUAAUCUAUCUAUC